Molecule: messenger RNA, 2118 nt
Organism: Eimeria acervulina
Lineage: Eukaryota; Apicomplexa; Conoidasida; Eucoccidiorida; Eimeriidae
Product: phosphopantethiene--protein transferase domain containing protein, putative
Exons: 7
Coding region: 1-2118 (705 amino acids)
Biological process (GO): rRNA processing
Molecular function (GO): magnesium ion binding; metalloendopeptidase activity; holo-[acyl-carrier-protein] synthase activity
Source: RefSeq, a predicted model, not a curated record
AUGGACGGCCCGAAGCGGCCCCCCAGUCGGCAGCAGCAGCUGCUGCUGCAGCUGCUGCUGCUGCUGCUGCUGCUGCAGCUGAAGCACAGGCAAAUAGGGCCAGCAGCAGCAGCAGCAGAUGCUACAGCAGCAGCUACCCCGCAACAAAGCAGCAGAUGCUUCUCAGUCUCUCCACUGCAACGCCGAUCCCAGGGAAAUGCAGCAGCAGCAACUGCAGCAGCAGCAACUGCAGCAGCAGCAACUGCAGCAGCAGCAACUGCAGCAGCAGCAACUACAGCAGCAGCAGCUGCAGCGGACACGGCAAGAGCAGGCGCGCGCACACCCCGUGCGUUUCUCGUUGCACAAGGUGCCUGCAGCAGCAGCAGCAGCAGCAGCAGCAACAGCUGCAGCAGCAGCUGUAGUAGUCGAAGGAGACAGAGCAGCAGCAGGCACAAUAGCAGCAGAAGCAGCAACGGCAGCAGCAGCUGCUGCAGCGACAGCAGCAGCAACGAUUUUGUAAGGGCCUCUAAACAGGCUAAGAUAUAUGACGGUCUGUUGGAGCCCCUUGAACAAGCAGCACUUGCUGCAGCAGCGCAACACAGCAGAAGCAGCAACAGCAGCAACAGCAGCAGCAGCAGCAACAGCAGCAACAGCAGCAGCAGCAGCAACAGCAGCAACAGCAGCAGCGGCUGCUGUGUCACUGUUGAGGGGGCUGAGCUGCUGAGAGGCGCAGCAGACCCCCAGGGACUCCAGACGUUCGCCUUAGACCUCCUGGCAUCCCUAGGACUGAAGAGAAGCCACGUGCGGGUGCGCUGCGUCGGGGAGCAGCAAAUGCAACAAAUCCGCAGCGCCUAUGACCCGAGCAGCAGCAGCAGCAGCAGCAGCAUCAGCAGCAGCAGCAGCAGCAGCAGCAGCAGCAAUGUGUGUGUAGGUUCAACAGAUGCCUUAUCAUUUGCUGCUGUGGACCCCAGGCGUUUUUCUCAAAGGCGCGAGCUGCUGCUGAAGGCAGCAGCAGCAGCAGAAGCAGCAAGAGGUGCUGCAGCAGCUCCUGCUGCAGCAACCUUGGCAGCUGCUGCAGCACCGGCCACAACCCCUACCGCAGCAGCAGCAGCAGCAGCAGCAGCAGAGGCUCGGCUGCUGCUGCAGCAGGGACUGAGGGCAUUGCGCAGACGGCGGCGGCGGACGUUCUUAGGGGACGUCUUUCUAUGCCCCUCUGUGGUGUACAGACAGCAGCAAGACGACAGGAGACAGCUGGAGGCUGCUGCAAUGAGAGACGAAGAGCCUGAACCUCUCCCUCAAAAAGGCGUGCUGCGGCGUUUGUUGCGGUCCUGGUAUAUAGAGGAGAGACUGCAGCUGCUGCUUGUACACUCAAUAUUGCAUCUACUUGGGUUUACCCACGACACUCCGCAACAGACCGAGCGGAUGAGAGAAGUAGAGGAGUUUGUAUGCUGCAUAAACCCCCCGCGGCAAUUCAGGCUAUAUGUGGCUGGCGUGGGGAUGGAUAUUGUUUCUAUAGAGCGGUUUCACAGGACCCUUCGCCGUUUGCUGUCAGCAGACGCAGCAGCAGCAGCAGCAGCAGCAGCAGGAGAGGACCCGCGUGCUGCAGCAUCUGCAGCAGCAGCAACAACGGGGUGUACAUGCAGCUCUAUGUGCCGAUACACCUCAAACCUGCUGUCUCCACUUGAGGCUGCUGAGAUGCGUCUGUCUUUUCCGUCUCUCUUUCGUAUACACUGGGCCGCGAGGCAGCAGCAGCAGCGCAGCAGCAGCAACAGCAGCAGCAGCAGCAGCAGCAGCAGGGCAGCAGCAGCAGCAAGUGCAGCAGCAGCUGCAGCAGCAAGUGCAGCAACUGCUGCAGCACACGAAGCAGCAGCACUAAGGAAGGCCUCCCGGUUCUUAAGUCGCAGAUUUGCUGCGAAGGAGGCAGCAGUGAAGGCUCUUGGGGUUGGCUUGAGCAUCCUCAGCCCAAGCGGUUUGCGUCUAAGAGACAUUGAGGUGCAGCACGGGCCGACAGGAAAGCCGCUGCUGCUGCUGAGGGGAGCAGCAGAAGCACUUCGAGUGUCUCGGCAGCUGCGGGCUCUCCUUCUGUCUCCUUCUGAUGAUGCUGGGGUUGCUGCAGCGCAGGUGGUCGCUUGCUGCUAA